CACUCGAGAGAGAAUGUGAUACAACUUUCUGGAAAACUCCUGACAAUUACCUCCAGAAACUUCCGACCCAACUUUAUAAAUGCUCAAAACCAUCAAUCAAAUAAUCAGAGUAAACAGCAUACUAUAGCUAAAACAAAAUCCUAUAACAAUUUCACCCAAAGUUCCGGCAGCGAAAAAGAGAAAUGGAUUUCAGAAUCAUGGGUUUGGAUUCUCCAUUCUUGCAGACCCUCCACUACAUGAUGGACCUACCCGACGACACGGAGAAGACCCCCAAUGCACCAUCGAGGGCCUAUGUUCGUGAUGCUAAGGCAAUGGCGGCUACUCCGGCGGACAUUAAGGAGUACCCCAAGUCAUAUGUGUUCAUCGUCGACAUGCCUGGACUGAAAUCAGGGGACAUCAAGGUGCAAGUGGAGGAUGACAAUGUGCUGUUGAUCAGCGGAGAGAGGAAGCGAGAGGAAGAGAAAGAAGGAGCUAAGUACGUGAGAAUGGAGAGGCGGGUCGGUAAGUUUAUGAGGAAGUUUGUGUUGCCUGAAAAUGCUAAUACUGAUGCUAUUACUGCAGAGUGUCAAGAUGGCGUUGUGACUGUCACUGUGGAGAAAUUGCCACCGCCUGAGCCUAAGAAACCUAAGACCAUUGAGGUCAAGAUUGCAUGAGAGGGUUUUUAGUUUGGGGAGGUUUUAUAUGAACUAUAUGUUGUGGCCAAUGUGGGUUUCGAAUAAUUUGGGUUUAUGGGUUUCGAAUAAUUGGGGUUCAUGGGUUCUUUCUAGUAUUUACCGUUCUGGCUUCUGAAUGUGUUUAUGGUUUGAUAUUACGGUUCCCUUCCCUGUUAUGGAUUUUGAUGAAAUCACGAAAUAUUGCUGAUGUUAUUAAUUAGUA
Durio zibethinus is the source of this 876-nucleotide messenger RNA. RefSeq names its product 17.3 kDa class II heat shock protein-like. The record is from RefSeq and is a predicted model, not a curated record. Lineage: Eukaryota; Viridiplantae; Streptophyta; Magnoliopsida; Malvales; Malvaceae.